AGGAGUCGAUAUGCUGUGAACAGCUCUGGUGACACCACAGAAGAUCAAGAUGGGGACUCCAGAGACCAAUGUCCUCUAACUGAUGAGCAAUUGGUUUCAGGGUUUUCAGAUGUCAUCCUGGCAACAAUUUUGGCUACCAAGUCAGAUAUGUGUGGCAAAAAGUUUGAACUGAAGAUUGAUAACGUUCGCUUUGUUGGCCAUCCCACAUUGCUUCAGCAUGCCCUUGGGCAGGUAUCCAAAACGGAUCCCUCACCAAAGAGAGAGAUGCCCACUAUGAUUCUCUUCAACGUGGUGUUUGCACUAAGGGCCAAUGCAGAUCCAUCCGUGAUAAACUGCUUACACAACCUCUCCCGAAGAAUCGCCAUAGUCUUGCAGCACGAGGAGCGCCGCUGCCAAUACCUGACCAGGGAGGCCAAGCUGAUCUUAGCUAUUCAGGAUGAGGUGUCUGCCAUGUCAGAAACCACAGAAGGGCCACAGUCACCUUUUCAUCACAUCCUACCCAAGUGCAAACUGGCCAGAGAUCUCAAAGAAACAUAUGACAGUCUCUGCACAACAGGGGUGGUCCGUUUACAUAUCAACAACUGGCUGGAAGUGAGUUUCUGCCUGCCUCAUAAAAUCCAUUAUGUUGCCACAAACUUUAUACCGCCUGAAGCAAUUGAGAGAAGCCUGAAAUCUAUCAGGCCUUACCAUGCCUUAUUACUUUUAAAUGAUGAGAAGUCGUUGCUUAAUGAGCUCCCGUUGGACUGCUCUCCUGCCCUGGUGAGAGUAAUUAAAACUACCUCUGCUGUGAAGAAUUUGCAGCAACUGGCUCAAGAUGCUGACUUGGCAUUGCUGCAGGUCUUCCAGCUUGCUGCACAUCUUGUUUACUGGGGAAAAGCAAUUAUUAUUUAUCCGCUGUGUGAAAACAAUGUCUACAUGCUUUCUCCAAAUGCCAGUGUCUGUCUUUAUUCUCCAUUAGCAGAUGCAUUUUCUUGUCAGUUCCGGGGCCACAACCUGCCGUCGAUGCUUUCCAAGUUCUCCCUCCCAGUGUCACUCUCAGAGUUCAAGAAUCCGCUCGCGCCGCCCGUUCAGGAGACUCAGCUCAUUCAAAUGGUGAUAUGGAUGCUCCAACACCGACUUCUUAUUCAGCUUCACACUUACGUCUGUCUGAUGGUGCCACCAAACGAGGAGGAUUUCCGAGCCCAAGAUGAAGACAUGCCCUUUACUGCCAGAGUUGGAGGCCGAAGUUUAAGCACCCCCAAUGCUCUCAGCUUUGGUUCUCCAACUAGUAGUGAUGACAUGACUCUGACAAGCCCUAGCAUGGAUAAUUCCAGUGCUGAGUUGAUACCUGGUGGGGACUCACCCCUAAAUAAAAGGAUGACGGAGAAUCUCCUAGCAAGCUUGUUGGAACAUGAGCGGGAAGCUAUCCUUAAUGUCCCUGCUGCCCAAAAUCCAGAAGAUCUUCGCAUGUUUGCAAGGCUGCUGCACUAUUUCCGAGGCCGACACCAUUUGGAGGAGAUCAUGUACAACGAGAACAUGCGUCGCUCCCAGCUGCUGAUGCUGUUUGACAAAUUCCGCAGCGUGCUGGUGGUGACCAGCCACGAGGACCCCGUGAUUUCAGUUUUUCAGUCUCUCUUAAAGUGA
Molecule: messenger RNA, 1623 nt
Organism: Cariama cristata (Red-legged seriema)
Lineage: Eukaryota; Metazoa; Chordata; Aves; Cariamiformes; Cariamidae
Gene: NPRL3
Product: nitrogen permease regulator-like 3 (S. cerevisiae)
Exons: 13
Coding region: 148-1623 (491 amino acids)
Biological process (GO): negative regulation of TORC1 signaling; positive regulation of autophagy; TORC1 signaling
Cellular component (GO): GATOR1 complex
Source: RefSeq, a predicted model, not a curated record